AUGUCGGAGCAAUUCAACCAGGAAGUAGCUCUUUCUGGUAAAAUUCCAACAGGCCAUUUCAAUGCUGCAUUUGAGUUAACUGGUUGUUGGCAGAAGGAGGCUGCAAACACAAAAUCCCUUGCUUUUGACGGGUCCUUCAUCACGCUGUACAGCAUCAUAUUAGAAAAGACUCAAGUGGCAUUGUGUGACCAUAUUAAAGAAGCUGUCCCAUCAUCAUGGGAUCCUGCUGCAUUGGCAAAGUUUAUUGAGAAGUUUGGCACUCAUGUUAUUGUUGGUGUCAAGAUGGGGGGAAAGGAUGUUGUAUAUGUGAAGCAGCAGCAUUCAUCAUCCCUUGAACCUGCUGAUGUACAGAAAAGAUUAAAAGAUAUGGCAGACAAGAGGUUUAGCGAUGUAAGUUGA
Ilex paraguariensis (yerba mate) is the source of this 399-nucleotide messenger RNA. Lineage: Eukaryota; Viridiplantae; Streptophyta; Magnoliopsida; Aquifoliales; Aquifoliaceae. The record is from the annotation of a GenBank genome assembly.